AGUUGGCCUGGGUUCUCUGCUUUCACUGAAGGGAAUUCAGACAGCAGCCAGAGGCGAUACACACAUCGGCAAAAUGGAAGUCAAAUUCCUGCUGCUGUUAGCCGCGUGUCUGAUAGGAGCUGCGGCCCAACUGACCACCAGUAUUUGUUCCCAAGUGUGCAGGAACCCGAGGCAAGUCCUUUGUCCAGGACCGGCUACUGCCGCCGACUGCAAGGAAGGACAAAUUUUCAAGAAGAAUGGAUCUUUUUGUAGCUGUUGUAAUGCUUGCUAUACUCAUGUCGGAGCAAAUAGGAGUUGUCUGGCCGUGCCUUCGAGAGGGAUAUAUUACCAGUGUCCAGAAGGCUACAUCUGCUCGUACAGAGAAUAUUGCGAGAAGGAAUAAUACGGCUCUGCUUAAAGGACGAAACAUGAGUUAUACAUUUGUAUAUAGUUGUAUACAGUAAUAUUUUAUACAGUUGUGUGUAUUUAUAUGCAUAUUAGCACUGCACUGCACUCAAAUUAAAGUUAUUCAAACAUAAA
Messenger RNA from Cryptotermes secundus, 519 nucleotides. RefSeq lists its product as uncharacterized. Bases 74 to 382 code for a protein of 102 amino acids. NCBI's taxonomy places the organism in Eukaryota, Metazoa, Arthropoda, Insecta, Blattodea, Kalotermitidae. The record is from RefSeq and is a predicted model, not a curated record. The transcript is spliced from 3 exons.